Molecule: messenger RNA, 5137 nt
Organism: Xyrauchen texanus (razorback sucker)
Lineage: Eukaryota; Metazoa; Chordata; Actinopteri; Cypriniformes; Catostomidae
Product: coiled-coil domain-containing protein 186-like
Exons: 16
Coding region: 140-3130 (996 amino acids)
Biological process (GO): vesicle cytoskeletal trafficking
Cellular component (GO): trans-Golgi network
Molecular function (GO): small GTPase binding
Source: RefSeq, a predicted model, not a curated record
GCCAUAUUGUUGAUGUGUCACCUCAUAGUGUCUAGGGAGGAGAUCACUCACACGGACUUGACGCUCACUAUUUCUCAAGGCAGCUAAACAUAUCACAUGUGAAAUGGAUUUGACAUAACCUGCCUAGCUUAAAGAGACGAUGGAGCCAUCAGACAAUCAGGGAGAACAUACCCCUGCCUAUGGCCCCACCCAAAGUUCAGAAGUCACUAUGGUUCCAGAAGGGUCAAACAAUGUAAUCAGCGAUGGGGGUGAGGUUGCGUUAAUGGAACUUGCGGAAGACACUGAGCUAGACAGUCUUGAGCUGGAUGGUACACUUUCAGACAGUUUUGAUAAAGAAAGUCUUAGUUCAGACACGUUUACAGAGGUCCAACAAGCUGCAAGUGGAGAAGAGAUACCAUGUGACGGGAACAGUAGCUGUGACAUUGGAACUGCUUCCAUUGAUGAUGUCAGGACUCCACCAGCUCUCCACAAUUGGACUUCAGUGUCAUUGCCUGCCAUCCUUGAUGGAGAACACAAAUGUUCUAGCCUUGAGGAGCCGGUAGCACUACCAGAUCCAGUAACAGAAAGUGGGAGUCAGAAAGAGGUUGAGGAAUCCUCUAUUUCUGUUUGCAGUGGGACAGAUGAACUUACUUCCACUGGUUUGGAUACAGUUGUAGAUAAUUCUUUAGUUGAGAGUCACACAUUUGAAGGGCCAACAGAACAUCAAGUCCCAGUUAAUGGGACUCCUUAUCAAGAUACUCCAUCUCUUCAGGGCGAGGAAACCCCUGCUGAUGUCCAUAAGCCCUCUGAAAACUCAGUACCCCAAAACUCACACUCCAACUCAAAUAUAAACCCAUACGACACAGACUGCAGCAGAAAGCUGAUGUCUGAGAUCCAGCGCUCUUUGUCUCAGGAGUCUCUACUGGAUGAACUGGAAGACGAACUGUUAAACAGUCAGUCAGAGGGUGUCCGGAAAGGAAGACCACCAAACGGACUACCCAAGGACCAUAACUCUAUCGUUUUAUUCGAGAGGUGUGUCCAAUACAAGUACUCCGAACAGGAGAAAGCCAUCAAAAGGUUACUUGAUGAAAAUAAAAAGCAUCAGGAGCUGAUUCUGGGCAUCUGCUCUGAAAAAGACAACAUGAGAGAAGAGCUGAAGAAGAGAAUGGAGACAGAGAGACAACAUCUUUGCACCAUUAAGAAGUUUGAGAACUGGGUGGAGGAACUUCUGAAAGAACUGAAAGACUCCAGAGACAGACUGGUUCACCAGGACCAGGCUGCCAAGAAUGCCAUCCAGCAAAUGCAGAGGGAGAUGACCUAUCGACUCGAACAGGCCAAUAAGAAAUGUGAAGAGGCACGCCAGGAGAAGGAGACAAUGGUGAUGAAGUAUGUUCGGGGAGAGAAGGAGGCACUGGAUCUGCGCAGGGAGAAAGAACAGCUGGAGAAGAAGCUUCGGGAGGCCACAACCGAAGUAGACAAACAGGCCCGACGGGGAAACUCACUGGCCCAGGAAAAAGGACGCCUGCAGCAGCUGUAUGAUGCCAAGGAGAAUGAGGUAACGAGAAUGUCUCGUGAGCUGGAGAAAGUCAAGGAAGAAAUCAAUUCUCAUGUCAUCAAAGUAAAGUGGGCUCAGAACAAACUGAAGAGCGAAUCAGAUGCUCACAAGGAAACAAAAGACAAACUCCGAGAGACAACCGCCAAGCUGACUCAAGCGAAAGAAGAAACAGAACAGAUCCGCAAAAACUGCCAGGACAUGAUUCGCACAUACCAGGAAUCUGAAGAGAUAAAAUCGAAUGAAUUGGACGCAAAGUUGCGAGAGACAAAAGGAGAACUGGACAAGCAAAAACAGGAGCAAACUGACCAGCUAGAGAUGUACAAAGCAAAGAUUAAGGAGUUGGAGGAUCUGAAGAGGACUUUUAAAGAAGGCAUGGACGAACUGACCACUCUGCGGACCAAGGCUAAGUGUUUGGAGGAUGAAAGGCCACGUUGGGAAGACGAACUCUGCAAGUACAGAGAAAUCAUUAACAGACAGAAGACUGAGAUCCAGAAUCAGAGACAAAAACUCACAGCCAUCACUGGACUCGAGGAGCAACAUCAGAGGGAUGAGCAGGAGGUUGCGUCUUUGCGGGAGGAGGUGGAGAAUCAGAACUCUCAGAUUACUGAUCUGCAGAGGGACAUCGAGGGCAGCAGGACAAGAGAGGCAGAGCUUCUGGGCUUCACUGAGAAACUGACGAGUAAAAAUGCUCAGCUGCAGUCAGAGAGCAACAGCCUACAGGCCCAGCUAGACAUAUUGAACAGCAACUCCAGAAAACUUAGCAGCAAGCUAGAGGAGACCGAGAGAUCCCUCACUGAGAUGACGAACAGGUUGAGGAAGGAGGAGCAGCAGAGGCAAGAGGAGGUGCAAGCUCUGCAGACUGAGAGAACAACGCUGCAGACCGAAAUGUCUCAACUGAAGUUGCGUGUGGAGGAAUUGCGAGAUGAACUGGUCACGCAGAAGAGGAAACAGGCGGCUAACAUCAAAGACCUCACCAAGCAGCUCAUACAGGCUCGUAAGAAGCUAGAGCAGGUGGAGAAUAGUGGAUGUGAUCGAGAGGGCAGCAGUAUGGGCAGCCGCUCCAGUUCCUCAGGCUCUCUAAAUGCACGGGGCAGCAGUAUGGAUGAUCGCUCUCCGGAGAAUCAGUCUGGUUCGUCGGUUGUGGUGGUGGACAGCUUCCCUGAGGUGGACAAAGCUGUGCUGGUGGAACGCAUCGUACGGCUGCAGAAAGCUCACGCUCGCAAGAGCGAGAAGAUUGAGUUCAUGGAAGACCACAUCAAACAGCUGGUGGAUGAGAUCAGGAAAAAGACAAAGAUUAUCCAGAGUUAUGUGCUGCGAGAAGAGUCUGGAGCUUUUUCUUCAGAAGCCUCAGACUUUAACAAAGCCCACCUUAGCCGGAGGGGGGGCAUCAUGGCUUCACUUUACACCUCCCAUCCCGCCGACAGCGGCCUCACUCUCGACCUCUCGCUGGAAAUCAACCGCAAACUUCAGGCUGUGCUGGAGGACACCCUGCUCAAGAACAUCACAUUGAAGGAGAAUCUCCAGACACUGGGUUCAGAGAUCGAACGACUAAUCAAACAGCAACGAGUUCCAGAUGAUACAACCAGAAAAAAGUGAUGUCGUUUAAAGGGUAUAGGCAUAAAUAACACGUGCUGAAGGACUGAGAUGGUUCUGAAGUCACGCACACUGAGGAACCACCUUUUGUGAUUAAGACAGUGCUGUUGUUAUCAGAGACGUUUGGUCUGAUCCACACACAGGAGGAACGGUUUGAAAUGGACUAAACUGAGCCAGACACACAAACACUUGUACGACAAAUGAAUGAAAUAGAGUUUUCCAAGAGCCUCCCUUGCUUUUAGACUUCACAACGUGCCCAAUGUCCAGCUGGUCGGCGUUUGCCCCUCUCUCUGCAGUGCCGGUUUCUCUUUUACUUCCCUUCUAGUAGUUCUGUGCUAGUUUAUAGCAGAAUUGCACAGUCCUCAAUCAAACAACCUACAAGUGUAUGAAGUUGGGUAGAUGAAUGAAUAUCAAUGUGACCCCACGCUUCAUUUAAAGAACAAAAUGUGCCGGACUAAUGGAUGCCCAUUCUACCACUCUUCAGAAGCUUUCAGAGGACAAAUGCAGCUUUUCCUCUAUUCACCACAGCGCAGGUUAAUGGCCAUUGCUUGCCGCUCUCAUACAAAUGUGCCAAUUAAUGAAUGUAUUAUGUAAUGAGAGAGAUCCUAGGGUGUAAUUCCUAUAUGCUCCGACCCAUGAGUGCGUGCACCAUUCCCCGCUUUCACCUCUGCUUGGUUACCGCUACACUUGGAUAGUGUUAUCUCUCCACCGGCCUUGCAAAGCACUUAAGAGGGGCCAUGUCUAAAAAUACAGCUUCUGCUCUGUCCCAUCAUUAUGAAGUUUAUGAAACACAUUAAACUGAAUGAAUAACUACAUCUCAAAUGUUGAUACGUUUAGGGCUAGUCUUAAGGGAGCUUAUGAUUUUUAUUAUCAAUUUCUUCUAUCUGGAUUUAGUUGUAAUUAAAUUUUAUUGUUAGUACCCCCCAUCUCCUUUUUCCCUUUCUACUUCUGCUUAUUUGUUUUCUGUAGAAACAAGCUCAUACAAUUUUUUUUAUGUUCCACGUCUUUUUUUUAUUACUGUUUUGAAGCUGCUUUUGAAGAGGCUGUUGCUCAUUUACUUGCUUUCCAAAAGAGAUGAGUGUAACAACCCACCGAAAUGAAGAAGAUAUUGUAAAUCCAAAGGGCAAAAGUGCAAUUUUUACAAAAAGCUGUAUUUACUUCGAUCAGGGUCCCUUCUUUGAGUACAGCAAAUAUUCCGUGGGAACAUCCAAAUUCAUGGUGAUGUAACCACACGGUAAGCAAAAUCGUGCAGAGCUGAAUCCAUUCCAACCAAUGAAUUGUCAUUGCCUGAGGCGUCACUGGCCUGGUUUUCCCUCCAUUCUUCUCUACAGGGGUGCAUGUUGAAGGAUCGACCUCAUUGGAUAUUACUGAUGGAUUUUUCACGCUCACCUUAGACUUUAACAAGCUUGUGGAGGGCAGCAGUGCGAAUGAUUGGCAGAUCUCAGACCAUUUUAGUGCCGUUCUUUGUCAUCUUGGUUUUCCCCCCUUGAGUCAAUAUUGAAAGUUAAGUCAUGCCCAUACACUGUGAUAAAGGGUUUAUAUUAACUUGACAUACUGCAACAUAAGCUUGUCAAGGUCAUAUCAACUGUUCCAACACUUAGAGUCUGUGCUAUAGCUCUCAGCACUCCCGAAUGCAUUGCAGACAUUCCGGAACGAUGGAUGAAGGAAAUUAUGCAAUGUUUGCAGAAAAACAUUUACACAGCCAUUAAAAUCGAAAUGAAGAAGACUGUCCUAUCUCUCAAUUUAUCAAUGUUCUUUACAUGCAUAAUUUAUUUAAUGUCCUAAAGUAAUAUGAUAAGAAAGAUGUUUGUGAAAGAUUAAUUGCAAAAACAAAAAAAGAAAAUCAUAUUGAUUCUGUUUCUGGUCUGUCAUCUGUGCUCUGCUUGAUUGUAUUGUGAGUGAAACUGUGAUUAUAAAUUUGUAGAUAUAUUGUACAAUGGUCCAAUGUUUUUAAACCUAUGAAUCUGAAAUUUCUGUAUGUAUGGCAUACAAAGGGGAUUAAAACAAAAA